AUGCGAACAUUCGGGUGUCAGACAUACAUACUGACGCCUAAAGAGAAUCGACUCAAGUGGGAUCCAAAGGCUCGCGCUGGCAUAUUCGUGGGCUACGAAGAAGUUUCGAAGGCAUAUCGUGUUUAUGACAUCGAGGCGGAGCAGGUGGUUAUCAGCCGCGAUGUCAACUUCGACGAGUCCACCUUUGGACUUCAACUGCCGAUCACUGAUGAAGAUGUCGAUGACCUGGACUUCGAAUUGCUGGAUCUUGAUGACGAAGAGCUGCGUCAAAUGGAGUACAAGCAAACAGGCAAGCGCAAGAACCGACUCAAUGAUGAAGAUACAGCAGCUCCACGACCGCGUGCAGUGCGUCAAUGA
Peronospora matthiolae is the source of this 357-nucleotide messenger RNA. The record is from the annotation of a GenBank genome assembly. Lineage: Eukaryota; Oomycota; Peronosporomycetes; Peronosporales; Peronosporaceae.